Canariomyces notabilis is the source of this 1426-nucleotide messenger RNA. RefSeq lists its product as uncharacterized. The coding region runs from base 87 to 1217 and encodes 376 amino acids. The transcript is spliced from 3 exons. The record is from RefSeq and is a predicted model, not a curated record. NCBI's taxonomy places the organism in Eukaryota, Fungi, Ascomycota, Sordariomycetes, Sordariales, Chaetomiaceae.
CAAACCUACGUUGUUACAUCUACCGCUUACCAACUACCACGCUGAGAAUCCUACACGAAUAAGCCAGUGCCAUCUUAGCCUUUACCAUGGAGACCAUCAGUAGCAUUAAGAAUGCCGCCACCAAGGCCAUCUGGGGUGAGAACCAGAACCAAAACCAGUCCCACGAAGAGCCCGUCUCGGGCAAGAUGGGCGAUGUGGCCGCCGGGGAGCCCUACGACGCCGGCAACAUUGAAUCCAACGAAGAAGCCCUCUCCAAACCCGAGCAACCACACAAGGAGGAAAGCAGCGAAACCAAGCCUGCUGGAACUGGAACAACAACAACCCUCCCAGUACGCGACAGCCGUGCAAAGGCCGAGCAGGCCCAAGCAGCAGCGACCCCUCUCCCGCCAACCCCAGCACCAGAGCAGCAGAAGAAAGAGAAAGAACAGCCCGAGAAGAGAGUAGUCGACCCCUCGGCCGUGCCCUCGGCGUCUGGCAUGGGCGACGACUCGACCCAGGCCCAGAACGACACCCGCGCUCCUCCCCCUCCCACUGCUCCUUCCACCACCCUGACCCCGCAGGUUACCGACAUCGCUGCUGCGGCUAACAAGCAGACGACGCACGGCGGCGCCGGCGAAGGAAUUGGCAAGAAAGAAGAAGAAGGACCCAAGAUGGGCGAGCGAAAAGAUGACGACAAGAAGGAGAAGACCAAGGAGGAGGAGGACAUAGCCAAUCGCCCCGUCAACGUCGAGGGUCCCGGCCCUCGGCCUAUCGAGGAGCUUGCGCGCGAGCGCGGCGGAGAUGCGGGUAAUAGCGCUCCUUCGGCUCAGGCUCAGACCAAAUCACCUGCUGGUGCUGGUGCCGGGCAGAAUAUUGUUGAGAGUGUUGGUACUGGUGAUAAGACCAGAAGGGACAGCGCCAAGGGGCUUGAGGAAGAGCACCAUGAUGUACGGAGCGCAGGCAAAGGCGACUCCGGGGAGGCCUACGUCAAGUCGAGUGGACUCGCGGCCGAGGGCGGGGAUUUUGAUGCCUCGCGCCCUGGAGCGGCUAGGGAGGCUGAUCGCCUGUUGGAGCAAAAGGGCGUGCAACGAGGGGACGGGGGAAUCACCCACCACUCAGCCCAUGGGCAACAGCCGCAGCAGCAUACUAGCGGCAAGAAUGGAGGAGAGCAUCACGAGAAGACCAGCCUGAAAGACAAGAUCAAGGCCAAGCUUCAUAAGCCUAGUGUUUCCUCCUAAAGGCAUUGACGGGUCUGGGGUGUGCCAUCUGCCAGUGGUGUCCUUUCAUAUGGUUGUUGGAGGCGCGGGAAACCAAGUCUGGUCCAGUGGUUUACUUGAGAAACAAAAUACGAGGAUGCCAAGGUUGAUGGCUUCUGGUUGCUGGUUUCUGCCAUGUAUUGCUUUGAUUAGGCGAUUACCUGACGAGAAUGAGUGAGGAUGAUAAUAAG